AAUAGGAGUUUUAAAAUUCAAUUUCAUUAAAUAAAACCUGUAGCCUAAAUUAAUGUCCCACAAAGCAUUAGCCCAAAACAGAGUCUCAACUCACAAGCCAAGAUUCUAGGCACAAGACUCGCUUGAGGACAAAAAUAUAACAGAGAAAAUUCGCCCUCCAAAAUUAGGACCAUUUUCAUUAUUAUAUUUUACUUAAUAUAUUACAUAUUAUAACAAAUUUUAAUAUGUAUGUAAUCUCACUUGUCUGUUGUUAACCACAUUUUAUAACAUAGAACAUCACUAUUUAAACCCUAAUCAGUAUUCAGUAAUCACACUCUCACUCAUAUAUUAAUACACUCAUUAUUACUUGCUUUUCUUAUUUAAAGACAUUAUUACUUAUAAGACAUGUAAAUGAUAUAUAUUCAUCCUAUUUAUACACCCAACAAGAUCACAUCCUCUUCUCCUCAAAUCUCUCUUUCCCUCUAAAUCCACCAUGUAUAACUGUAAUGGAUCAACAAGACCAAAACUCUUGUAUAUCACCAUUCCCAUUUCAGCUAUCUUACUCUUAAUAACCCUCAUAUUUUCCCCAAAAACAAAUAAACUUAACCCACAUAAUCUCCAUUUCCACAAACACUACCAAAUAGCUAACUCAGCAUGCCAAGGAUCUCUCUACCCAAAACUGUGCGUUUCGACAGUAGCUUCCUUCCCAGAUCUCAUCUCAAAAUCACUCCCUCAGAUAAUUUCACUCACAGUAAACCACACCAUGAGCGAGGUCCGAGCCUCUUCCGCCAACUGCACCUUCAUCGAGAGGAGGUUCAUGAGAGGAACCACCACGAUUCAGAAACGAGCCCUCGACGACUGUGUCGAGCUAUUAGACGACACCGUUUCGGAGCUCGAAGCAGCACUGUCUGACCUUACCUCGAAAAAAUCAGCCUCGAGUCACUACAAUGACCUGCAAACCUUACUGAGCGGUGCAUUGACGAACCAAGGCACGUGUCUCGAUGGGCUUAACAUUACCAAACAGCCAAACAGCGUUCUUAAGAACUAUGUUCAGAACAGGAUUGUCACUAUCUCAAACCAUGUGAGUAACAUUUUGGCUAUGCUGAAAAAGAUUCCCGCGGGAAAACAUGGUCAUUUUACUACGACGUCGUCUGAUCAGGAGGAUGAGAUUUUUCCGGAAUAUGGUCACGUGAUAAAUGGGUUCCCCACGUGGGUUUCUUCGCAGGAUCAGACACUGUUAGUGGCUCCAGUUAACGAGAGUAAAAUUGACCUCAUCGUUGCUAAAGACGGCACCGGAAAUUUCACUACUGUUGCCGAGGCGGUGGCGGUGGCACCCAAUUCCAGCGACACCAGGUUUGUGAUAUACAUAAAAGCAGGGGCGUAUUUAGAGAAUGUAGAAGUGGUGAAGAAGAAGACCAAUUUGAUGUUUUUGGGAGACGGAAUAGGGAAGACAGUGAUUAAAGGCAGUAGAAAUCAUGUCGAUGGCUGGACUACUUUCCGAUCGGCCACCGUAGCUGUGGUGGGAAGUGGAUUCAUUGCCAAAGGCAUAACCUUCGAAAACUCAGCCGGACCAAGCAAACACCAAGCCGUAGCCCUAAGGAGUGGCUCUGACCUCUCAGCCUUCUACCUUUGCAGCUUCGUGGGCUACCAAGACACACUCUACGCUCACUCCCUCCGCCAAUUCUACCGCGAAUGCGAUAUUUACGGGACCGUAGACUUCGUCUUCGGCAACGCCGCUGUGGUCUUCCAAAACUGCAACCUUUACGCGCGCAAGCCAAACGAGAACCAACGCAACAUGUUCACCGCCCAAGGCCGUGAAGACCCAAACCAAAACACGGGGAUUUCAAUCCUUAAUUGUAAACUAGCUGCGGCUGCAGACCUGGUGCCCGUCCGAUCGAAUUUCAAAACGUAUCUGGGCCGUCCGUGGAAGGAGUAUUCAAGGACUGUUAUAAUGAAAUCGUAUAUUGAUGAGUCUGUGGAGCCCGCUGGUUGGUUGGAGUGGAAUGGCACGUUUGCGUUGAGUACGUUGUAUUAUGGAGAGUAUAUGAAUCGUGGGCCCGGUUCGAACACGUCAGCAAGGGUGACGUGGCCGGGUUAUCGGGUCAUUAAUAGUUCGGUUGAGGCUAGUAAGUUCACUGUUGGUGCUUUUAUACAAGGACUUGAGUGGCUCAACUUUACUAAAGUCCCUUACUUUUCAACAUUGGGUUGAUAAUCAUAUCAAGAAUUAUAGCACCUAUAGCUACUACUAUUCUAUUAUUGUUAUUAUUAUUAUUAUUAUGAUUGAUUUUUACCUUAGAAAUUAUAUUAUUUGGUUAGCCAAAUAUUAAUCUCUUAAUUGCUUUGUAAAUCCUAGCAAAGCAUUUACAAAAGCAAAGUUGGGAAUGAUCCAAUAUAUAUAGGUAUGAAAUUAAAGCAUUAUAUUUAUGAUGAAGUUGAAUGAGUAAAUAAAUUGUGCUUUUUAUAGUA
Messenger RNA from Cannabis sativa, 2445 nucleotides. RefSeq names its product pectinesterase-like. NCBI's taxonomy places the organism in Eukaryota, Viridiplantae, Streptophyta, Magnoliopsida, Rosales, Cannabaceae. Gene Ontology annotation, biological process: cell wall modification. The transcript is spliced from 3 exons. Gene Ontology annotation, molecular function: pectinesterase activity; pectinesterase inhibitor activity. The record is from RefSeq and is a predicted model, not a curated record. The coding region runs from base 473 to 2188 and encodes 571 amino acids.